Messenger RNA from Amaranthus tricolor (Joseph's coat), 2974 nucleotides. RefSeq lists its product as uncharacterized. Lineage: Eukaryota; Viridiplantae; Streptophyta; Magnoliopsida; Caryophyllales; Amaranthaceae. Bases 425 to 2236 code for a protein of 603 amino acids. The transcript is spliced from 10 exons. The record is from RefSeq and is a predicted model, not a curated record.
AUUGAAAUCAUACACGUAGCCAUCCCAACCAAAAAAAAUGUUUACCAUCUUGCCAUCUAUACGGCCCUACCAAUACUAAACUUUGGCCAACUAGGGGUUGCGAGAGUCAGAGAGCAAAGGAAAGCAAAAGCAGAAUUACCAAUACUAUUUGCUUUCCCAUUUCCGACAAAGGCCAAGAAACUCGAAAUAAGUUGGGAAAAUCAUAAGCUUACUCAACCCUAAAUACUGUAAUUGCUCACUUCUUACCCUAAAUUCCAUUCACAGUCAGUUCGGAUACACUUUAUAAAGAAGACUGGUGGAAUUCCUUUCGUCAAGACAUUGCCAUUGAUUCAUGUAGAUGCAAAGAUUUUCUAUCAGAUUCUUUAUGAUUACAAGAUUCGCAAUGCAGAGGGAGUUCAGAUUGAGUUAAAUGUAGUGAGGUGUGAUGGAAAUGAUGGUUGGAGUUGAUAGGACUGUGGUUGGAUUUAUUGAGGAUGGAGCAGCUAAUAAACUCGGUUCUGGUCUAGCUCCAUUAAAGCAAGGUGCUGAUCCAAUUGUUUAUAAGCUUGUUAAGUUUGAGUUUGAUGGAAGGAUGGUUCCUGCUACUGAUGAUGUGCUUAUAGAGGUUGAUAAUUUUUUGGAGUUGGAGAAGAAUGACAUGCUUCCAAUGCCUGAUGUUAUGGAGACAUUAGAACAUGUUUCAAAUAAGGACAUCACAUUUGAAAAUCCUUUGCUUGAGAAGCAUGAAGGUAUGUCACAAAUCAAGUUAGUUGAAGAUGAAGAAGAAGGCAUUAGAGUACAAGCUGAGCACUCUUUGCCCACAUCUACAUCAAGCUCAAAGGAUAGACUAGUGAAGGUAGCUGGGAGCAUUAUGGAGGAAUCAAGUUCAAAUCAUCAUGAUGGAUUAACCAAAAGUGGAUCUACUGAAUCCCAGCCUAAUUUUUCUCUGAUAAAGGGUGAGAUCAAUUUGGACAAUUUAUCUGUUAGAGAACUUCAUGAAACAUUCAAAGCAACAUUUGGGCGUGAAACUUCUGUGAAAGACAAGAUGUGGCUUAAACGAAGAAUAGCGAUGGGACUGACUAACUCUUGUGAUGUAUCCGUUGCAAGUUUUGUUAUAAAUGAUGGGAAGUUUCUGAAGAAAAAGGAAGAACUCAAUGAAAACAUUUCUUGUGAGGAUUCUGUCACUGGGGAAAUCAGCAAGGCUGGGGUUGAUGGGCCUGUGAACUUUUUUGCACACCCCAAUCUAAGUGAGGAUAUGGUAAAUGACACUGAGCUGAAGAAUUCUUUCUCGGAAUCUGGCUGUAAAAGUGAUGAUAAUGUUGAGAGCAGAGGUGCAAAAAGAGUCAGAAAGCCUACAAAACGAUAUAUUGAGGAAUUGUGUGAUAAAGAAAAAGAUAAUGUUGCUAGGUCAAUGCCUUCUUCCAAGCGUUUUGAAAAGGAUAUAGCUCCUGUAAAGGCAAUACUCAGACCUGCAUCGGGUGUCCAUUCAUUUGAUUUCAUUACUAGGCCUGAUAACAUUGGAGGAUCUGGUGUUCAGGUCCCAUAUGUUUCUCGGAUUCGGAGAUGUCGUCCAAGAAAAAGCAUAACGGAACUAACAAAGUUCCAUGCAAGUGAAGGUACCUUGAUUAGGAAGGGUGAUGAGAAUUCAGUUGCUGUGAUAAAAUCAGAGCCUGAUGAUUGCAUUAGCGUUGAAGAGGAGGGUAAAUCUAUUCCAUUUGAAGAGCCAAUUGCCUCAGAAGUGAAGAGGGAGAAACAAAGCUUGUCUAUUACAUCACAUAUCUCUCAAGCUAGUGAACCAAAUUGUGUGGAUUCAGAGAAUAAUUCUCCAUUAGAUAACACACCCGGCAACAAUUCUGAUGAUCAUGUAGCUACUGUUCCCACUGCAAAUGGUGGAAUGAGAAGAAAGCACCAUCGAGCUUGGAGUUUGACAGAAGUCAUGAAGCUUGUUGAUGGUGUUGCCAAGUUUGGGGCUGGUCGAUGGUCUGAAAUAAAGCGGCUAUCUUUUUCAUCGUAUUCGCACCGUACCCCUGUUGAUUUGAAGGAUAAGUGGAGAAACCUUCUUAAAGCUAGCUAUGCUAAUUCACAUGCAGAUAAAGGGGCAAAUCCUCGGAAGAAUACACCAGUAUUAAUACCGGCGACAAUUCUGGUGAGAGUGAGAGAGCUAGCAGAACUCAACGGUCAAGCCCCGCAAGUGCCCAAAGGCUGCAACAACCACAAUAACGGUUCAAAUGUAAAUGAAAAUAGAUCAGAACACUAGUGUCUACGCUGUACAUAAUUCCACCAUCUAGCUUUUAUAGAGGAUAAUAAUGGUUAUGGGUGCCCCCCGCAAACCGCCUUGCAUGGUUGUCCUGUAACAGAUACCUGAAUGCCAUUAACGACAAAACCAGUAGGAUAUAUGCUUCAAGGCCUUCACUUUUGAGUGAUUUACUAUUUCAUGUUUACGAGUAGAAGAGAAAUGAUAUGGCCAAUGGUUUUUGAGGUAGGAAAAGAAAAAAGACUAGUAAUGCUUGGUAGAUUUUGUCGGAAGUGGGAAGUGUUUUAUUGGCUCUAAGUGAGCAAAUUGAGUGUCCAUAAUCUGAUGCAUCUAGUAGCAAAUGAGGAUAUAUGUUUAUUGUGUUAUGUUGUUUCUUUUGUUGAUUUGGAAUUUAAUACUAAAACACAACACUAUUGCCAAUUUUUAGUUCUAUAGGGCUCUUGUUUUUAACCCUUUUCCAUUCCAGUCUUUGUAUUUUUACCUUUAUAAUAUCAAUGGUAUACAUAUAAAGCUUUAAAAUUAAGUGACGAUGUUUCAAAUACUUUGAGUUUAUAUCAGAACAAUUUAGAAGUCAAACAAGAUGUGAUCCAUAGAAUAAUUUACUUUAAACCAUUAUUACUUUUAAGAAUCCUAUUUCUUAAUAGUUUAUUGUUUUUCUUUAUGAAAUUACAUAAUCUUUAAAGUAAAUACCUUCACGGCCUAAUUGGUAGGUUAUAUUUAAUGGUGGUAUUGGAAAGAAAA